Molecule: messenger RNA, 2509 nt
Organism: Talaromyces proteolyticus
Lineage: Eukaryota; Fungi; Ascomycota; Eurotiomycetes; Eurotiales; Trichocomaceae
Product: DNA damage response protein RcaA
Exons: 5
Coding region: 71-2260 (729 amino acids)
Biological process (GO): double-strand break repair via homologous recombination; mitotic G2 DNA damage checkpoint signaling
Cellular component (GO): Mre11 complex
Molecular function (GO): protein binding; damaged DNA binding
Source: RefSeq, a predicted model, not a curated record
GCUCGCAUCUGCCUGAUAUUUUUGUCUCUUUUACUCCUCAGACCAUGAUAGCGGAGUGUUUAUCCUCGAGAUGUGGAUUCUCGAGUCCGAUGGGGAUCUACUUGGCGGAAAACGGGUCUGGCUGAAGCCCGGGAAAAAGUAUUUGUUCGGCCGAAUCAAACAAGAAGGCGUUCGCCAUGUUAUCCAUCAUGUAUCUAUCUCAAGAAAGCAUUUGGUUAUCGAGGUAUCUCCAGUGCAGGCAGGCGAUGGUGCGCAUGUGCAUAAAAAGUCUGUUCUGACAGUUACGGAUCAAGGAUCGAAAUGCGGGACGACGGUCGAUACCGUGCAGAUCAGAGGGUCGAGUCAAAUCUUGACCCAAGACGAGCAUACAUUACAGCUGGGGCGGUACCCACCAGCGCUUAGGAUAAAAUGGCAUCCUACCGUUCUUAGCUUCUCGUUCUCAUCCAAGGAGCUCAAAGCCAAGGAUCCUCUAGGCCCCGCACGCAGUCGAUUGGAAGACCUCGACAUCAAGACGAUUAUUCCCUACGUCGAAAAAACCACACACGUUGUCCAAAACAAGCGGAAUACAGCGAAAGGUCUGCAGGCUCUUAUCAACGGGAAAUACAUUGUCCAAGAUUCAUACCUCGAUGCCCUAGUCUAUGCUGCCACACCCGGAGACCUUGAGAUAUCCGAGUCAUUGUCGCCUCUGGAAGUGGACUAUGACGCACAUUGGCCAGAUGCGAAUUUGUUUCUUCCGCCAGCUGGUAAAGAACCGGUCCAGAGGCCUGCGGAAUCGUUUGCACCUAAUGCGAGCCGCAGUCAUGUUUUCGAGGGUUAUACGUUUGUAUUUUGCGACACAAGCCAGUUUGAGAAUUUGUCACCACCGAUAAAUAAUGGCCAUGGCAAGGCUUUGUUUUACCAGGUACAUAAUGGCCACACAACGGCAGAUGACUUAUUGCAGUAUAUGCGAAACGCAGCAGGCGAAAAAGGGUUAGGGUCCGAACAUAACGGCGAUGGAGGGAUCGUCCUAGUGCGGUUCAGGGCAAAGGGUCAUGAGGAUUGGUCGAUCGAACUGGGAAAUCAAGUGGCCAUUAAAAUGGACCAACGUGUGAUCGAACAGAGCGAGUUCCUGGAUGCCAUACUAAGCAACGAUGCAACUUCAUUGUGUCGAUCGCUUCCCCGAGAAGAGGCUCCAGCCAGCCGGGAACCCCAGACGAGAAGAACACGACGGAAGACGCCUGAAAAAGACCUGUCUGCGGAUGCCGAACUCCCGGAAGUAACCACUACGCAGCCAGAAGAUACAGCCCACUUCGAGAACACGCAAGCCGAAAAGCAAGUUGAAACGCAACGAGCAAAGCGAUCACAGAGCCGCCCUUUUGUCAGUCGACUUAAAGGGUUUGAUGAUGGAUUUGACAUGGAGGAUAUUCCAAUACACCACUCGGAAUCGGGCGAUGUAAAUGACGAAAUGGAAGUCCAAGUUCCUUCAUCUCAGCCUGAACCUGUGGACGUUGAAGAGGAUGAUGGUAUGUCGGGUCUUCUCCCGGGAGCCAAUGCAAUGAAACGACGCAGAGCUGAUAUGGGCUCACGGUUAUUUGGCGAUGACCUCAAAGCGGAAGAGGCGCCAAAACCAAAGCGACAGAAAGUCGAUGUUCUUGCGGCUGCUCGCCGCCAUCGUGAAGAAGAAGAGGCAGCCGCGCGGGAACAGAAACAAGAGAAUGGGAUCACCUUCCAAGCCGUUGCUGAAGGCAUGGCUAUUGAGGAAAUGAAGAAUCUUGUUCUUGUCGAAGAAUUCGAAGUCCCAAAUCGCCCAAGACAAUCCGCUACGGUGAAAGUGACUGAUCGGUGGGACGAGGGCUGGAACGGACGAAAGAAUUUCAAAAAGUUUCGCAAAAAGGGCGAACCUGGCGCGCCUCGGUCCCGUAUUCAAGCCGUCAUUGUUCCCCUGGAUGAAGUCAAACGCAAGGACUACGGUAUCGGCGACCACUACUGGACCAAUAAUAAUAAUCAACGAGACGACAGCCCCGAACCUAUCUUCAAACGGACUAGCCAACAACCGAGCAGCGGACGGCCUGCUAGCCGUGCAGAGAGCCAGGCCUCUCUGGAUAUGUCGGAGGAGCCACCUACAUCAUUUACAGCACCAUCAGCUCAUUCAGAGACGCCGCGACCAGCUGCUUCGGUGACGCAAAAGAGCCAGCGCGUGAGUCAGAAGAGGACCAGGGGAGAUGGGGAUAAUGACAGUGAUGGCGAGGAGCUUCGAUUCAAGUUCCGCCGGAGAAGGUAGCCAUGUACAAGGAAGGAAUUGCAUGUUAUUCUCUGCAUAUAUACAUAUCUGCUAACGAAGACAUGAUUGGCGGGAUGGGUCCAUGGCCUAUUCUUAUCCAGAAAUCACGUGCUUCCAGGGAAAAAAUUUGCAGAUUGACGCAGGACGCGGCAUGGUGAUUGAGAGGCCAAGAACUACGGUUCGCAUUAUUCUAGAGCAUACGAACGCACAGUCAUAGAUAUCCAAAUGUAUAUGCAUGUAUGUGUAGGC